UAAAGAUUUAAUUAAAAUUGACAUCAUGGGAAGUUGUUGUGGAUCAAGAACAGAAUACCUUGAUAUUGGAAGAGAUAACUCUAAAGAGACAAGAGAGUAUAAUAAAAUACUCAAUUUCGAUUGGAACCAAGGCCUCAAAAAUUUAGGCUCAGAGGAGAGUAAAGAGGAGGGAGUAUAUUUGACAGUAGAAGAAAUUAUCCUCAUGAGGUUGACAAACGACAGAGCUGAAUUUGUCACUCCCCAAGUAGCUCAUAUCUCUUUCACUGAGUUUAAGAAGUUCAUGUUCCUAAACAAAGUUUUCCUAGAGCAAGAGAGAAAGAGAGAAGCUGCUGCUUCAGAAAAAGAAAAGAAAGAGAAAGAAACCCAAAGCAGAGCUAAAAAUGUUGGACUAUUUGCUCCUCCUGUUAUUGAUUCUAUUUGGACCAUUCUUAUUUCCUUAGAUGUACCAGAUGAUAAAGGGCAAGGUGUUCGGAUUUAUGAGAGAUUCUGCAGAGAAAUUUUUGGAUUCAUUUUAGAAAGACCUAUUUUAAAAGAGUUGGAUAAAGAAUGAAAGAUCGCACCAGAUCAUAAAUAUGGAUUGACCAUUACUUAUUUCAAGAACUUUUCUAAUAUCCUUAAGCCUAGCUUUAAAUACUCGAAUGAUGAUUAUGAUAGUGACAUUUGUUCAACAGUCUGGGUCACACCAAAGCAAAUUUCUUCUUUCAUCACAUCUGCUGGUGCAGAGUGAAAGAAAGCCGGCAAAGAUCUCAACCCCAAAGCACUCCUCGGAACAGCCAGAAUUAUCAUCAACAAGUACAGCCAAGAAAGCACUCUCAAGAUCCCCAAGCACAAGGACUUCAGCAAAGCCAAGUACGCACCCACCGUCGCCAAGAAGAAGAAAACUACCAUCGGCAAAAUCCACAAGAAGAUCGACUCCGAAGGAAUCGGGUCUCAGGCUGUCAUCAGGGUUCUUGAAGUUAAGUACGGCCUCGACCACGAAACCGCCAACUCGUGGUUCAACGAGUUCAGGAAGUUCUUGACUCUCAAGAUGAUCGAGACUGACGAGUCUGUAGAGACCAGAGUUUAUCCGAGCAGCAUCGUCGAGGCAGUCUGGACUACUUUCUACGAGCUCAGAUAUUAUUACCAGAAGACGUUUGCAGAUCUUUUCCCGGAUCAAGAGCUUCCCUUCCCAGAAAGUGCCAUCACUAGCUUCCACAACUACGAGGAUGCAGCCAAGAGGUAUGCUGAAACACUAGAGAUUUUGCAAGAGAUUACAAAGGAAGAGCCGAACCCAGCAGUUUGGGAAACUGUUGAGCAAAGAUUCCCUCAGUCAAGUGCUGCUGGACAGUCAAAGAGUGUUGAGAGCAUGACUCCAAUUGACGACCCGAACAGAAGAGUCCCUGUAAACAUCUUCCGUCUGACGGUCUCUCAAAUGGUAAAGCUGUCUACUACAGUUGCAAAUGCGAAUGAACUGAUCAUUUACGAGUCUCUCAAAGACAACGAGAAUUUUAAAAUGAACACCGAGAAUACCACCAAAAGAAAUGGAGCAAAAUCGGCUGGAAGCUUGUAUAGAUGGAGAGUAAACUUCCCACAUUGCAACAAUGUGUACUACAAAGACAUCAGAGAAGACCCCGAACAUGCUUUCAUUUACAAUCCGAACCAGAAGAACUACAAAUCCGCGCACGGCCUGAGCACAGGAGGAUUCAUAUUUUUCCCAAAUCCAUUCGAUGCCAAGAAGCUGAAGGUCAACUCGUCCAUCAAGCCUCAGCUGGCGAAGGCAAUUGACUUGGACAAUGCAGCAGACAUGGUCACUGAAGGCGUGGAUUACAGCAGGGCUGUAGCUCCUUCUGGCUCUGGGACAGGGGUUUUGUAAGAAGGAAAAAUUAAAGA
Molecule: messenger RNA, 1869 nt
Organism: Moneuplotes crassus
Lineage: Eukaryota; Ciliophora; Spirotrichea; Euplotida; Euplotidae
Source: the annotation of a GenBank genome assembly